Nymphalis io (European peacock) is the source of this 3491-nucleotide messenger RNA. RefSeq lists its product as uncharacterized. The record is from RefSeq and is a predicted model, not a curated record. Gene Ontology annotation, biological process: carbohydrate metabolic process. NCBI's taxonomy places the organism in Eukaryota, Metazoa, Arthropoda, Insecta, Lepidoptera, Nymphalidae. Bases 188 to 3412 code for a protein of 1074 amino acids. The transcript has 2 exons. Gene Ontology annotation, molecular function: hydrolase activity, hydrolyzing O-glycosyl compounds; carbohydrate binding; protein binding.
GAGUGUGCCAACAUCUUUGUAAUAGGAAAAUAGUAACGUAAAAGGAAAAUAGUAACAUCAUUCACAUUUCCACUAAAAAAACGAAGCGGUGUUUUUAUAAUGUUCUUGGAAAGACCCGCUUACAAGAUAUGAUAUCUUGAAGAAUCAAUUUAAAUAAAUUAUAAAGAUAAAACAAAACAAAAAAAAAAUGAUUGACAAUUCCGAAAAAAAUAUUGGUAGCAUAAAAUCUAUGAUUAAAACCAACUCUCAUUAUGCUAUAGAAUUCCAAACUGGUGAAAAGGCUAAUUUACAUAUUUAUAAUAAUCAUGUAUUUAGAUAUUACAUGUCUCCAAGCGGAGUAUUCUUGGAUUUUCCUAUACCAAUAAACCCAGAUGAUGUAGCAAAGAUUGUUAUAAAAAGCAUAAACGACUACGGAUUCGAAGCAUUCAGACAUUCGAUACUUAACGAUGUCAAUACACAUUAUAUUGUGCAAACGCGAGAUGUACAAAUCAUUUUUGAUAAGAUAAAGGGUACCAUGAAUGUGUUUGACUUGAGAAUAAACAAAGACGUAUUGUUUGAAAUCAAACCUUUGUCUUAUGCCGAUUGCAAUUCAACCCAAGUAUUAAAGCAGCACGGUGACGAAUUCUUUUUCGGGGGUGGAAUGCAAAAUGGAAGAUUCACUCACAAGGGUGAAAUUAUAUACAUUGAAAACACGAAUGCAUGGGACGACGGAGGGGUAACAUCUCCUUGUCCCUUUUAUUGGUCUUCUUAUGGAUACGGUAUCCUAAGAAAUACCUGGCAGAAAGGAAUUUAUGAUUUUGGUGAUAAAUCAGAAAAAUUUAUAGAAACAAUUCAUGAAGGGGAAGAUUUCGAUGCAUAUUAUUUUAUUAAUAGUUUACCAAAAGACAUUUUAAACGAUUAUUAUGAGUUAACAGGACAACCGCUUUUGAUGCCAGAGUACGCUUAUUAUGAAGCGCAUUUAAAUGCAUUCAAUCGCGAUUAUUGGGUUAAAGUUACCUCAGACACUCGAGGAGCAAUACUUUUUGAAGAUGGGGAAUAUUAUAAAAGCUAUAAACCGAAUGAAAUUGGAGAUAAAAAAGGUAUUUUAGAAUCAUUAAAUGGUGAAAAGAACAACUACCAAUUUUCUGCUCGUGCUAUGAUAGAUAGAUACAAAAAACACGAUGUACCUCUAGGUUGGUUUAUACCGAACGACGGCUACGGUUCUGGAUAUGGUCAAACAGAUUCUUUAGAUGGAGACAUUAAGAACUUAAAAGAAUUUGCCGAUUAUGCCAUAGGAAAUGGCGUUGAAGUGGCUUUAUGGACAGAAUCCAAUCUUCAUCCUGCCGAUCCCUUAAAUCCAAAAAAAGGGGAGCGAGAUUUAGGUAAGGAAGUAAGUGUUGCGAAUGUAGUUGCACUAAAAUGUGAUGUCGCGUGGAUAGGUUCAGGUUAUUCUUUUGGACUUAGCGCAGUUGAAAACGCUACCAGUAUAUUUGUAAAGGAAACAAAAACGAAUGUAAGACCAAUGAUUAUAAUGGUCGAUGGCUGGGCUGGUACGCAGCGCUAUUCUGGUAUUUGGAGCGGUGAUCAAAAAGGCGGUGAGUGGGAAUAUAUUCGAUUUCAUAUACCAACUUAUAUCGGUGCAGGCCUAUCAGGUCUACCGAUUAUAGGUUCUGAUAUGGACGGUAUUUACGCUGGAGGUUGUAAAGAAAUUAAUAUCCGAGAUUAUCAAUGGAAAACUUUUACACCAUUGCAAUUAAACAUGGACGGAUGGGGUAACACUCCAAAAACUCCAUUCAGCUAUGACGAAGAAGCUAUUAAACUUAAUAGAGCUUAUUUAAAGCUUAAGUCAAUUAUGAUGCCAUAUAAUUACAGCAUUGGAUAUGAGUCUAUAAAUGGACUCCCCAUGGCGAGAGCUAUGUUUCUGGAAUUCCCCGAAGAAACAUCAUCUUACACAAAAGAUUCCCAAUAUCAAUACAUGUGGGGUCCUAAUAUAUUGGUUGCUCCAAUUUAUAAUGACGUUAAAGUGAUGGAUAAAUCUGUGCGCGAUGGAAUAUAUCUUCCAAAUACAAAUCAAAUAUGGAUUGAUUUUAUGACGGGCAAAAAAUAUCAAGGUGGUAAAAUCUAUAAUAAUAUUCUGACGCCCCUCUGGAAGAUUCCUAUUUUUAUAAAAGAUGGAUGUAUUGUACCGAUGACGAAACCAAACAACAAUCCCUAUGAAAUAAAAAGAGACCUCAGAAUGUUUACUUUAUACCCUAAUGGAACUUCCAGCUUUAAAAUUUAUGAAGAUGACGGCAUAUCUUCAGACUAUUUAAAAGGCGAUUAUGCUACCACUAAAAUUUUAGCAAUUGCUCCGAUAUCUAACCAUGUUGGUGAUUUAUUUAUAACUAUUUAUAAAACUCGUAAAUCUUACAAAAAUAUGGUUAAAGAAAGAAGUACAUUAAUACAAGUAAUGGCAUCGCAAGAGGUUGAAAAUAUAAAAGUCGCUAUUAAUGGAAAAUCGUUAAUUUUACAUAAAGCUGUAAGUCUUGCUGAUUUCGAAAAUCAAGAAAAUUCGUACUAUUUUGAUAAGCACUUCUUUAUAAAUUCCUAUUUAAGUGAAUAUAAGGAGACAAAACAAAAGUGCUUAUUAAUCAAAAUAGAAAAAAUCAACGUCACCACAAAUGAAAUCGCAAUCAAGGUAAACAAUUUUGCAAAUCAGGGUGAAGUUUUUGGACUAUUUUCUUUGAAUAAACUAUUAGAGCCACCGAAAAAUUUUAAUGUCAUCGACAAAAAACCAUCAUUGUCUUCGUCAAUUUCUCUCAAAUGGGAUGAAAGCAGUAAAUCAGAUUUCUAUGAAAUCGAAAGAGAUGGCGUAAUUUUUACAAAUAUUACAGGCAAUUCAUUUAUAUUUAAUGAUUUUGCUUAUGGAAGUAAACAUAACUUUAGAAUUCGAACUGUUUGGAAUAACACCUUUUCCGAAUGGACAAACUACACUUCAGGUAUAGUAAUGGACGACCCUUUGAAAUAUACAAUAAUAGGAGUUAAAGUCACAUGUAACUUGCCAUGUCAACCUAGUCAAGAAGUGUGUAAUCUUACCGAUGGAAAUCUCAAAUCGAUCUGGCAUACCGAUUGGGGCACUUCUGGUCAAUCGCAUCCUAAAGAAGGUAAAUACAUUACACUUAAUUUUGACUUAGGAGAUAUUUACGAAUUGGACAAAGCAGACUACAUACCUCGUAAGGAUGCUGGCAACGGUACAUUCCUUAUGAUUCGUUACCGCUAUUCUCAUGAUGGAAAAAAGUGGAGUGCCCUCUCGGAAUCCAUAAAAUUCCAGGAAGAUAACACAAUAAAAACUAUACAUUUUAAUGGAAACAAAAUGCGAUUUCUUGAAUUAUCUAUAUUAGACACUGUUGGCAACUUUGGUUCGGGUAGGCAGUUCUUAUUUUUUAAAAAAUAACUUAAGCCUCUAACGAAUUUUGUUUCUGUCAUACUAACAUAAUCUAAAGAUAGGUUUUAUCAUUUAAACAAAUUAUUUA